Fonsecaea nubica is the source of this 1482-nucleotide messenger RNA. RefSeq lists its product as hypothetical. Bases 1 to 1482 code for a protein of 493 amino acids. Gene Ontology annotation, molecular function: aldehyde dehydrogenase (NAD+) activity. Lineage: Eukaryota; Fungi; Ascomycota; Eurotiomycetes; Chaetothyriales; Herpotrichiellaceae. The record is from RefSeq and is a predicted model, not a curated record. The transcript is spliced from 2 exons.
AUGGCUCCCUCAGCAACCGCCGAUGCCCCGGCACAGGGAUUCCAGCCAAAGCACAUCGAAGACCGUCUCUUCAUUAAUGGUGAAUUCGUUCCGUCCAAGUCGGGGAAGAAGUUCGACAUCAUCAACCCCAACAACGAGAAGUUGGCGGCAUCGGUAUAUGAAGCUGGCGCCGAGGAUGUUGACGAGGCGGUCAAGGCAGCCCAGGCUGCUUUCCCUGCUUGGUCGGCCCUUUCUGCUGGGGAGAGACAAGCCUAUGUGGAAAAACUGGCCGAUGCCAUGGAGAAGAACAUAGACGAGAUCGGUUACCUAGAAGCCAUCAGCAUGGGCAAACCCUACAUCGGUGACUUCUUCGGCCAUGUCGCGGUUCAGAUCUUGAGAUACUUGGCCAGCAGAGCCCUCGAUGUCCAUGGUGAUUCGUCCCUGAAUACCAAGGACAUGGUUAACAUCACGUUUCGUCAACCUUUUGGGGUGUGCGGUGCCAUCAUCCCCUGGAACGCCCCUCUCCUUAUGCUCGUUAACAAAGUCGGUCCGGCUCUGAUUACUGGCAACACUUUGGUCCUCAAGUCUUCGGAGAAAUCACCCCUUUCUUCCCUUGUCGUUGGCAGACUUUGUCAAGAGAUCGGCCUGCCCAAGGGUGUUCUGAACAUUCUCAGUGGCUAUGGUAGACCUUGUGGUGAGGCCAUCGCCAAGCACAUGGAUAUUCGAAAGGUCUCCUUCACCGGUUCAGUCAUUGCCGGCCGAGCCGUCAAGAAGGCCGCCGCUGAAUCCAACCUCAAGAACGUCACUCUGGAGCUGGGAGGAAAGAGUCCGUUGGUCAUCUUCGACGACGCUGACCUGGCAAAGGCUGUCCCUGCCUCUGCUUUCUCCAUCCUUGCAAACUCCGGCCAAGCUUGUAUCGCCAGCUCACGGGUGUACGUCCAUGCCAAUAUUGCCGACAAAUUCAUGGAAGCCAUGAAAGCUGCCAUGGUCCAGAUGGGCACGUCUGGCGAUGCCACGGUCGCCGGUACCCGACGUGGACCUCAGGCUGACAAGAUCCAAUUCGACCGUGUGAUGGGCUACCUCAACUAUGCCAAGGAGAACAAGCUGGAUAUUCCCAUCGGGGGCGGCCGCGAAGGCACAACCGGUUACUUCAUCGAGCCCACCAUCAUUGCCAAUGCCCCCGAGGACUCGAAGGUCAUGAAGGAAGAGAUUUUUGGGCCCGUCGUGUGCAUCAACACUUUCACCGACGAAGAGGAGGUAUUGAAGCGUGCCAACGACACCGAAUACGGACUGUACGCGAGUGUUUUCACAAAGGAUAUCUCUCGUGCUUUGCGCGUGGCCAAGGCUCUCGAGGCUGGAUCGGUGGGCGUCAACUGCACGAGCCCGACCAUGGCCUUUGACAUGCCGUUUGGUGGCUUCAAGCAGAGCGGCGACGGCCGUGAGUUGAGCAGGUAUGCGACGGAUUAUUGGACCGAGUUGAAGUCUGUCUUCAUCUCUCUGUAA